Molecule: messenger RNA, 1581 nt
Organism: Candidozyma auris
Lineage: Eukaryota; Fungi; Ascomycota; Pichiomycetes; Serinales; Metschnikowiaceae
Exons: 1
Coding region: 1-1581 (526 amino acids)
Cellular component (GO): nucleus; cytoplasm
Molecular function (GO): RNA polymerase II cis-regulatory region sequence-specific DNA binding
Source: RefSeq, a predicted model, not a curated record
AUGCCCCAAGUGGAGAAGAAGAAGGACGAUAGACCUUACAAGUGCACAAUGUGCGACAAGGCCUUUCACAGGCUAGAGCACCAGACAAGACACAUUCGAACGCACACGGGCGAAAAACCUCAUCCUUGCACGUUUCCAGGUUGCACCAAGCGGUUUUCAAGGUCGGACGAACUCACAAGGCAUUUGCGGAUCCACAAUAAUCCCACCACCCGAAAGAGACCCAGCAAGUAUCGUCAGGUGGACAGCAAGACCGAGCCUCAGGGGAUGAACGUCAACGGCGUUCCAGUUGCUGGUAUACCCGUGGGUUUCGAGGGUCCUCCAGGAGCUCAGUAUUACCAUUCGCUGCCUUACCCGGUAUACAUAGUCCAGCCGGGGGUCCAGGGGAUUCAACACAUUCAGGGAGUGCAACAGUUCCCGCCAGUUCAACACAUCCAGCACGUGCAGCACAUUCCUGGCCACGCUUAUGGCGUUCCGGGACAAGCCAUAGCGAUCCCAGUGCCAUACGAUGAAAGCCUGUACCAGAGGGUGCAAAGUGCCUCACAAAAUGUGUCAUGUAGUGUUCCGGCUUCUCAAGGGGUUCCCGUGCACUUGCCUCCACAGCUAUCGGUGUCCCCAGGUAACGGUUCUGCUGCAGUGCCAGAGAAUCAUCAGAGCUCCCCUCCACAGAAGAGUAUGGCUCUGAUUGCCAAAUCAAUUACUUCGAGAUACGGCAACGGCCCUACGCUGUCUCCGCCUCUACCUGGAAAUAGUCAUUUGGGCAAGACAAACAGUCUGUGCUCCAUCGGCUCUACGACAGGGAAUUCUUUCAAUUUCAACUCGAACAACGGCUCGACGACUAACUCGUCGGCUCCCUCGCUGGCAAACUCCCCAGAGGCUGCCAAAUCCGCCAACCCAAUGCACAAGAGCCUUGCGCACCCAACCGCUCUGCAAACGCCAUCACUAACGAACCUCAAUGAGUAUUUCAACAAACUGAGGACGUUUGGCUCGAGUGCCUCACUCAACAGGCUUAAAACAAGUAGCUCUCUGGGCAAUUUGGGGAGCCUAACAGGGACUCUUCUGUCUUUUCAGAGAAUGACACCGCUUAAGGUUGCUUCCCCAACAGCACAGUCCACACUGGCGUUGGCGCAUCUUCAGAAACCAGCGUCGCUGACCCUGCUAAAUCUCGAAUUUUGUCAGCCUAACAAGAAGUCGAGACCGAACUCGCCAACUGCAUCUUCUGUAAAUCUCUACAUGACGCCAAGUGUGGAUAGACAUCUUGCCAACUCGCCGCCUCGUGUUCAUUCUUCAAUUACUACCCGUGCCGGCAAUCCAGCGUUUAUCAUCUCGCCUAACGAGACGCCUUUGCAGACGCCAUCUCAUUCUCCUCCUCUCCAGCCACAGAAUCCUUCAGACAAGGGCUUGAACUCUACGUAUUUGAUCAGUGAGUUGGAGAAGCAGAAAGACACACAAAGUCAGGCAGAGCACAAGACAGAGAGCAUCGCUGACAACGGCACGACGCUUCCGCCGAUCAGGUCGGUGUUCAAUUUCAACAAUCACGAAGGUUUGCAGCCACUACACGUGAAAAGGGAACAAGCAGGUUAG